AUGCUCUCAGCAGUUUGGCUCUUCUCGGUUCUGCCGGGUUACGGAGCGCUCGCUCAAGCGGUAGCGUGCAGCGGUUCCCCUUCAAGACUGCAUAUCCCGGACCAGCAGUACGACAACUACUUCCUGUCCGACUGCCACUCGAGCGCCCAUGUGGUUGUCACGAACCCGCUCGCUGCUGCCAACCCGGCCCAGGCUGUCGCCCGGCUGCUGGUAGCAUGGCCCGCCGGCAACAGUGGCGCCGCCGCCUUCUUCAGUCCCGAGAAUGGCACAGCCAGCACGCUGGGGUUGCACCUGGAGAACUCGACGUCAUCGGGGGAGGCGCUGGAUCCCGUGUAUGAGCCGGCACAGGGAAACGGCAAUCCCCGCGUCGGCGUCGCCGGCCAGGUCCACUUUGACUCGCCCGCCGUCCUCACGCUGUCCAUCCUCGGGAGCAUCAGGAACAUCCGAGACUACACCGAGGGCGGCGGCGUGCUCAAUAACGACAUCCAGAACGCCAUCCAAGCGACCAAAUACGGCAAUAGUGGCGCGACGGUGUCGCGGAUGUGGUUCGAUAACACGACGACUACGUGGCUGGACUUCGCGCCAUCGGACGCCUCUGAUCCGGUCCAGAUCGUCCCGGGCGGCGGCGCGAGACUUCGCUUUGGAAACGGCACUUACAGCUUCAGGGCCAGCUUCAACUACCCGCAGCUACAGCAGCUGAGCCCGGAGCAGGUCUUGAACAACGCGUCUCAGGGCUUGGUCGCGCAAAACCAGGACCAGACGACGUCGCUCUCGUUCCUCUCGUACAAGGAGAAGCUGCUCGCAGGGACGUGGCGCUUCUUAACCUACUUCGGCCGCGACACCCUCAUCACGGCGCUGCUUAUGCAGCCCGUGCUCAGCGAAGGCCAGGGCGGUGCCAUGGAAGCCGUCAUCUCGGCCGCCCUGGAGCGCAUCAACCAGACGGACGGCACUGUCUGCCACGAAGAGGUCAUCGGCGACUUCGCCACGCUCACGAACCUUGAGAACGGGGUCGCCUCAAACGCGCCGUCGUGCGACUACAAGAUGAUCGACACGGACUACUACCUGCCCAUCGUCAUGAAGAACUACUUUGUGGACUCUGACACGGGGCGACGGCGCGCAUCCGACUUUCUCGCCACCAAGGCCUCGUUUCUUCCGGGCAAUGCGGGGCUCACGUACUUGGAGCUGGCCCAGCGCACGGCCGAGAAGAUCAUGAGGCUCGCUGCGCCGUUCGCGGCCCCGGGCGGCCAGACCGUCGACAAUCUCAUGCAUCUCAACCCGGGUGUCCCCGUAGGCGAGUGGCGCGACUCCAACAACGGCCUCGGCGGCGGCAGGAUACCCUUCGACGUGAACACGGCGCUGAUGCCUGCCGCGCUCCGCGCCAUCGCCGCCCUGAGCCGUGCCGGCUUCUUCUCCACCCACCCCGACUGGAAAGACGCCGCGGACCGCUACGCCCAGGUGUGGGAGGACGAAACGCUCCAGUUCUUCCGCGUCUCGCUCACCCAGGCCGACGCUCGGAACCUCCUCAACGACUACGUCAGCAGCGGCGCCUUCGCGGGGCCAUCCAACGCCGCCAACAUCACGCGCGACGGCGUCGUCUUCUACGGCCUCGCCCUCCGCGGCGACACCACCACCACCACUAGCAACCAGCCCAACCAGCCCGACGCCAACAUCAUCCGCGCGAUGCACACAGACGACAGCUUCCGGCACUUCCUGCUCAACACGACGGACCAGGCGCAGCUGAGCGCCUUCCUGUCGCAGACGGCCGACCACAUCCUGGCGCCGUUCCCCGCGGGGCUGGCCACGUCGGUCGGGCUGGUCGUCGCCAACCCGGCGUACUACGGCGCCGACCCCGCCGCGGCGCUGUGGACCACGUCCGACUACCACGGCACCGUCGUCUGGAGCUGGCCGCAGGCCAUGAUGGCGGCCGGCUUGGGGCGGCAGCUCGGGCGUGGCACGAGCAGCGGUAAGGGGAAGGGGGACGAUGACCACGGCGAGGAGGAACCGGCGUUCUGCCGCGACAAGCCGCUGCGCGAGAAGGUGCGGGCCGCGUACCAUCGGCUGUGGGACCUGAUCGAGGCGAACGCGGCGCAGAGCAGCGAGGAGAUGUGGACGUGGCGGUGGGAUCCCCAGAGCGGGUUCGUGGCGGUGCCGUUCAGCGACGUGUCGAGCACCGAGAGCGAUGUGCGGCAGCUGUGGAGCUUGGCGUUUCUCGCGGUCCGGAGGGAAGACCUUUAG
Messenger RNA from Thermothielavioides terrestris NRRL 8126, 2235 nucleotides. RefSeq lists its product as uncharacterized. The coding region runs from base 1 to 2235 and encodes 744 amino acids. Lineage: Eukaryota; Fungi; Ascomycota; Sordariomycetes; Sordariales; Chaetomiaceae. The transcript has 2 exons. The record is from RefSeq and is a predicted model, not a curated record.